AUGACGGGAGAAUUAAGGCGAUACAGCUCUUACGUCAUGUUUGGGGGAACGACCGCUGUCAUGGCCGCGUACGGUCGUGGAAAUCAACAAGACGAAGACAACUCUGUUCGUCUCGUGAAUGGUACCGGAGCACACGAAGGAAGGGUAGAGGUAUUCUACAACGGAUCUUGGGGGACCGUCUGUGAUGACUCUUGGAGCAUUUAUGACGCACGUGUGGUCUGUAGAAGUCUAGGCUAUCAGGAUUCCCUCAGUGCCCCGCAUUCCGCUCGCUUCGGCCAGGGCAGUGGUCCUAUUUGGAUGGAUGACGUCGAUUGCAGGGGCAAUGAGACACAUAUUUUCGACUGUCCGCAUAACGGCUUCGAAAGCCACAACUGCUACCAUGAGGAAGAUGCCAGUGUCGUCUGCUUACAUGAUCGAAACACUUCGUGCAGUAGGAACUAUUACGACAGUACAGGGAAUAUUACGAGUCCAUUUUACCCUGAGGGUUACGGAGCUAGGUUAGAGUGCAACUAUCAAUUGAAGAUCUGGACUGCGAAGAAAAUCACACUGAUAAUGCAGGACUUUGUUACCGAACCAGAUCAAGACUUCCUCAUCUUCGGCGAGGGUCCAGAAGUCAUUUACGAGGGCCCAAACGUUAUCUCAAUUACCGGGAACCUCACGAGCUUGCCCUUGAUCGAAAGGACUUAUACAUUGGCGAACAACCAAGUCUUCCUCACUUUCAUCUCAGAUAGCAUUAUCACACCACCACGAGGAUAUUUUCACAUCACCUAUACUGCAGAUAUUGAUGAGUGUGAGAGUGACCUUUGUCAGAACGGUGGAAUGUGCAGGAACUUGGAGAAUUCCUUCGAAUGCGUUUGUGUCAUUGGUUUUAUUGGUGUCUACUGUGAGAUUGAACGCACAUGUUCGAACGUCACGAUGGAAACUGAAUUCGGACAGGCCAGACUUCCGAUGACUGAAGUUGGAAUCGUAAUCGACUCGGAAGAACUGUGCCCAGAGGAAGUUUCUAAAGUGAAGUAG
This is a messenger RNA of Strongylocentrotus purpuratus (purple sea urchin), 1017 nucleotides long. RefSeq names its product deleted in malignant brain tumors 1 protein-like. The record is from RefSeq and is a predicted model, not a curated record. Gene Ontology annotation, molecular function: calcium ion binding. NCBI's taxonomy places the organism in Eukaryota, Metazoa, Echinodermata, Echinoidea, Camarodonta, Strongylocentrotidae. Gene Ontology annotation, cellular component: membrane. Bases 1 to 1017 code for a protein of 338 amino acids. The transcript has 6 exons.